Messenger RNA from Penicilliopsis zonata CBS 506.65, 480 nucleotides. RefSeq lists its product as hypothetical. The annotation marks the transcript as partial. The record is from RefSeq and is a predicted model, not a curated record. NCBI's taxonomy places the organism in Eukaryota, Fungi, Ascomycota, Eurotiomycetes, Eurotiales, Aspergillaceae. The transcript has 2 exons.
CUCGGAAUCAAGUAUGGGCAUUGCUACACCAUGACCGACGUGAACGGGCUCCAUCUGAACCGUGAAAUCUCUGGCACCUACCAGUCGGGAGGAGACAUUGAUAAUCUCAUCUUCAGAGUCUGCAAGUCCACCGACGACUGCUCCGGAAACCAAGGCCAGUUCGUCCCCGACGACGGCACCUGGUAUCUGCAGGACCAGCUCGGCUCUCGCGGCGGGAAAGGGCCCGGCUGGUUCGGCAAUAUCUCCCCGCACAUGGGCAUUGUCGAGGCGAACAGAGCUGAUCGGGCCGCCAAGUUCAAGGGCGAGGGUUUCUGCAUGUUUGGCGACUGUGCAAUUUGUCUCCGGCUGACAGACAGUGGACUGUCGGCGCCGUGCCCAAUGGGGGCGAUCUCCGACAAGGCGCAUAUCGGCCGGGCUAGUAACCCAAACAACUGCAAGGCGUACCGGUUCCAGGAGGUCAAGUGCGUCAAGGGUGUUUAG